Culicoides brevitarsis is the source of this 5466-nucleotide messenger RNA. RefSeq names its product ras-specific guanine nucleotide-releasing factor 2-like. Gene Ontology annotation, cellular component: plasma membrane. Gene Ontology annotation, biological process: Ras protein signal transduction; positive regulation of GTPase activity. Gene Ontology annotation, molecular function: protein binding; guanyl-nucleotide exchange factor activity. The transcript has 20 exons. The record is from RefSeq and is a predicted model, not a curated record. NCBI's taxonomy places the organism in Eukaryota, Metazoa, Arthropoda, Insecta, Diptera, Ceratopogonidae.
UUCAGUGAAAAUAUCUCAAAUUUAAUGAAAAUGAAUUCAUCCGGCAUCAUUGUUCCUCGUUAAAAUGGAUGCCAAAUAGCAAAAAAAUAUGCUUCAACAAUCUCGUAGUGUAAAUGUUGUGUAUUAUGUGAUGUUAAAUGAUUAAUCUUGUUAAAAAGUUAAAAAUAUAAUUAUUGCUGCAAAAAUGAAGAAGGGUCGCCGUGAAUUUUCUGGGUAAAAUAUUACAACAACAACAAAAAAAUGAGUAGCUAAUGGCUACGACACCACCAAAUAUAUAGUGAAUGAACUCAAGUGAACAUUAAUGGAAUACUGAGGCUAUAAUUAGAUCAGAAAUUAGCGAAAAUAUAAUUAAUAUUUUACAUAAAAGGAUACAAGAAAAAUUUCCCUAUCAAAAUGCUGAGUCCCAAGAUGCAAAGAGCGUGUCGUGUUAACGAGACACAAAUUCAAACGUUGUCGGAACGUGCACAAUACGAUCAUUCGAUGCACGGAUAUUUACAUAAGCGAACAUCAGACAGCAACAAGUGGCAGCUACGAUGGUUUAUUUUGUAUCAGAAUUUAAUCUUCUACUACGACUCCGAGACGUCAUCGCGCCCGUUGGGAUUAAUAUUUCUUGAAGGAUGUUACUGCGAACGCUUGGUAUCUGCGCCGUCAUAUGUGCCAUCAAACACGUUGUCAAGCGGCGGCGGCAGUGGCGUCUCUGGCAGUGGCAAUGCUGCCUCAGGUACCAGCUCAAAAAUAAGCAAAGAGGAGAAGUUACAGCAUUGCUUUACAAUAUCAUACCGCCGGGAAAACCAACGACAUUAUGAGUUAAGAGCCGCAAACGAGUCAGAGUGUUCAGCAUGGAUAAUAUCAAUCAGAGAAGCAAGUUUUAACAAGCUUCUUUUGCAAAAAGAGGAGUUGGAGCAAAAACAUGUUCACUUGCUCCAAGUGGUUGAGAGCGAGAAAACGGCAAAGUGGCAGUACGCGCAACAGUGUGAUGAGCUGGCAUCCGAAAUACGUAAAUUACGAGCAGAGUUGUGCGUUUUGCGAAAGGAAACACGACCUCCAUCGCGUACCGCAACACCCGUGAAACGAGGAAGUUUUAGCACGGGUGCCUGCGAAAUAGUUGAUGAGCCGAGUUUAUCAAAUUUAUGCGAAUCCGUGCAGGAUUCCAUUGAGCUGCGGAAAAUUAAGAAAGUACAGAGUUUCUUCCGUGGCUGGUUGUGUCGACGACGUUGGAAGCAAAUUGUCGAGGAAUAUAUCAAGUCACCGCAUGCUGAGAGUAUGCGAAAAAGAAAUAGUCUCGUUUUUAGCAUGGUCGAGGCAGAGGAAGAGUACUUGGAGCAACUCGAAGUUUUGGUUGCUUGCUUUUUGAGACCCUUUAAGAUGGCAGCGAGCUCGAAACGACCACCUUGCUCGCACGAGGACGUCAAUUCGAUAUUUUUGAACUCGGAAACGGUGCUUUUCUUGCAUCAAAUAUUCUACAAGGGACUCACAAGUCGGUUGGAAUCAUGGCCUACGUUGGUGUUAGGUGACCUAUUCGACAUGCUGCUGCCCAUGUUGAGCAUCUACCAGGAAUAUGUCCGUAACCAUCAUUACAGUUUGCAAGUGUUGACCGAGUGCAAGAGUAAUCCGCAAUUUGCGGCAGUAUUGAAACGAUUGGAAGCCAAGCCUGUGUGUCAGGGAAGAUCGCUCGAAUCAUUUUUGACAUAUCCGAUGCAUCAGGUGCCACGUUACAUCAUAACUUUGCACGAAUUGCUCGCACACACACCACAUGACCAUGUCGAACGGAAAAGUCUACAGAAUGCCCGACAACAACUCGAAGACUUGUCGCGACAAAUGCACGACGAGGUCUCGGAAACGGAAAAUUUACGCAAAAAUUUGCAAGUUGAACGGAUGAUUGUUGAGGGAUGCGAUAUUUUGUUGGAUGUCAACCAGGUUUUUGUGCGACAAGGAAGCCUAGUACAAGUUCCACCAGGUAGAGGGCGAAUAAGGAGCCGCCUUGCUUCAUUCAAAAGUGAACGUGAAGCCGUGCGACAAUGUUUCUUAUUCUCAAACCACAUGAUUGUAGCGACUAGAGCUUCCAACGGCCGAUUACACUUAUUACCAGAUGUGGGAAAGAUUGCACUUGCCGAGGCGACGCUCGUUGAGGAUCCCAGCGAUUCGAAUAACGACGACGAAGACGGCAGUGUGUGCUCCGGGUCAACACGUGGCAGCACAUUGAGUGUCAUUGACUCCGUAAUUGCGGGAAAUCGCGAUUUCAAAAUCAUAAUCGAACCAAAAGGUGGUUCACGGCAAACGCAUUGCAUCCAUUUGGUCGCUCCGACACCACAAGACAAGGAAGCAUGGAUCAGCGACAUUUCGCAAUGCUUGGACAACAUCCACAUGCAUUCCCUUUUGUCGCCCGGAAUCGGUGGCUCUUCCGGAGCUCAUCAUGCGGUCAAGACAGAUCCGCGUCUCUUCAAAGACGACGUUGACAUUCGUUUUUCACGCACUCUCAAUUCGUGCAAGUUACCGCAAGUGCGUUACGCGACACCCGAACGUCUCUUGCAACGUCUCACGGAUCUCAGAUUUCUUUCGAUAGAUUUUCUCAACACUUUUCUGCUGACAUAUCGCGUAUUUACGGAUGGCGAAACGGUGUUGAAUGCGCUGAAAGACGUUUUUUACGAUCCGCCGAUGGAACCGUUGUGCGAAUGUGAACAACAAACGGAUUUUCUUGAUAUUUCCUACGGGCAAGAUGGACGUGCAACACCUCGUCGAACAUCAGCAGCCAGUUCCGUGUCGGGAUAUUGUUCAGAAGGCGCUGAUCGCGACAGAUCCAUGAGUGGCGAUUCGAGUCAACUACGUUUCAAUCGUUUGACAUCGCGACGAAUUUGUCAUCAGCAACCACCAAGUACCGGAAAACUGCUUGCCGGGUAUAAAGAGCAGAUGGAAAAUCGAUUUGCGUUUUCCGAACAAAAUUCUUUGGGUUACAUACCGGAACAAACCACAGUUAUUGUGCAUGCUGAAGGCAAAGACACCGAAGAAACGGCUGAAGUUAAAAAAGCUGAACCACCAGACGAGUCGUUGUUAGCUAUUCCACGAACUAUUGCGACAUCCAGUAGCUCCGACACGAUAAUCGAAAAUUUGUUGAGUGCCAGUGGAUUGUCGUCGCCAUCCAAUUUGAGCUCUGUAACAUUAGUGGGGUCGACUGGAAGUGGCAGUGUCGAUAAAGGAGAUUAUACGCCAACGGAAGAGAAAAAAUUCCCCUAUGGCAAGGCGCCAAAGUCACCAUUGCCUGAACGGAAAUUCGGUGCUCGAGGUGCGGUUCGAGAUUUUAAGGAAUUAUUGCAGAAAGAAAACGACGACGACGAGCAAUGUAUUGUGAUUAGUGAGACAACGACAAAUGUCCAACCGCCAACGCCCGUGGAAACGCCUAACGAGACACCUUCGAUUGUGGGUUUCGGUCCCGUAGAAAUUUAUCACAACGGUCACAGUUCGAGCAACACAUCGAUUGCGGCAAUUCCAUCGACAUCUCCAACGGUGUCUCCGACAAAAAAUACAAAUUCCAUUCAAACGGCAAUGGCAUCUUCGGCAAUUGCUGCAUUCGCAGUUGUACCACACAGUCAGCAGCAGCAGCAACAACAACAACAGAACACAACGGCAGCAAUAACGCAUGUUUCGCCACCCCCUUCGGCAAUAAUUAUAUCACCGAGCAAAACAACAAAUUUCGCAUCGACGAUAAACCAGCAACAACAGACGACAAGUAUAGGUCAUGCACCACAAACCGUAAUUAUUACGACAUCGCCACAAUCACAACAACAGCAACAACAGACAAUUUCACCUCCACAUCUUGCACAAAUGGACAGACGUCCUAGCACUGGCUUAGCAGCAAAUGUUAUUCCACAUGCAGCAUUGUGUCAACACAGAUAUAGUUUACAGCUCAAUGGCGACGGAGGUAUAUGGGGGAGAGGUAAUAAAAAGUCAAAUAAUUAAAUUAGGUCUCCACGUAUUUCGCAUCGCAAGUUUUCCGCACCGAAAACACCCGAGAGACAGCGAAAGAGUAUUUUUGGCACCCCGCAACGUGAGCCGCCACGGUAUGUCUCCUCUCGCUUUUCCGAGAGUGACGAUGACAUGUCGUCAUCGAUGUAUGCGACACCACGCGGUUCGUUAGGCGGUGUCUCUCUUAGCACCAUUUCGUCGCGUCCUUCGAUGCAGCACGAUCACAUCUCACACUGUUCCAGCAAAGCGGGUGUCGUCAUCACAUCCUUCAGGCAAGCACAACGCAGUAUGGGACCUGAUCCGCUUUGGAGUAGCACGUCAACUGCUGCGGCAGCAUUUGCCAUUGCCACCAGUGCAUCCAGCAAUCCGCGAGAUGAGCCACCAGAAGUUGAAGCUCGUAAUCGCAAAGAAUCUGUCGUGAGUUCGCCUGCCACGAUGCGGGUCUUGAACGUUUUGCGCCACUGGGUCUCGAAACACUUUCAGGAUUUCGAGCAAGAUGCGGCAUUGCGAUCACAAACAAUCGCCUUUCUUGAUGAUAUUACAUGCAGUCCUAACCUCUUGCCAACGGAACAUCGGGCGGCAUCUCAAUUACUGCGAUUAUUGUGUCGCGAAGACAUUGACUCGGGUAGAAAGCAGCUGGAAGUGUUGUUGUCACCACCUACUACACCAAGCAAAGAGAGCAUCGAAACAUUAUCCGCCCUCGAGAUUGCCGAGCAAAUGACAUUUUUGGACCAUCAAAUUUUCCUGGCGAUACGCAGCGAAGAAUUUUUGGGUCAAGCAUGGAUGAAAGCAGAUAAAAAGUUUCGUGCCGAGCAUAUUAUCCAAAUGACAAAACGUUUUAAUGACGGUGCAAGAUUAGUCAGUUCAGAAAUUGUUUCACGCACUAACAUGGCCGCACGUAUUGCUGCUAUUGAAAAGUGGACAGCUGUUGGAGAUAUUUGUCGAUGUUUGCAUAAUUUUAAUGGCGUUCUACAAAUUUGUGCUGCAUUCACAAAUGCGGCAGUGUACCGUUUGAAGAAGACAUGGGACAAAGUUCCGAAAAAUAUCAAACACACCAUCAACAAACUACAAGCUGUCGUUUGUGCCGAGGGUAGAUUCCGUGUGAUGCGAGAGGCAUUACAUCGAUGUGAUCCACCUUGCAUCCCGUAUCUCGGCAUGUAUCUCACUGACUUGUCAUUUAUUGAGGAAGGAACGCCAGAUUUCACGCCAGAUGGUUUAUUAAAUUUCUCCAAGAUGCGAAUGAUUGCUCAUGUUAUCCGUGAAAUACGUCAUUUCCAACAGACGCCCUACAAAAUAGAUCACAUACCAAAAGUAACUUCUUAUCUGCUCGACACAUCACUGUUAUUGGAUGAUGAUGAAAUGUAUACGCGCUCGUUGCAAAUUGAGCCGCGAAGCUCGCGCUUAAGUGCACCAUCGAUACAUAAUUUGUCAAAGCACGAACGUAAAACGUUGGCGGCAGCAGCAGCAGCAGCGGCUGCAGCCAAUUCUAACACAACCAAUGACUAG